Messenger RNA from Rhincodon typus (whale shark), 1525 nucleotides. Its product is annotated as mediator of RNA polymerase II transcription subunit 31-A. Bases 731 to 1069 code for a protein of 112 amino acids. Gene Ontology annotation, cellular component: core mediator complex; mediator complex. The record is from RefSeq and is a predicted model, not a curated record. Gene Ontology annotation, molecular function: transcription coregulator activity. The transcript is spliced from 3 exons. Gene Ontology annotation, biological process: regulation of transcription by RNA polymerase II. NCBI's taxonomy places the organism in Eukaryota, Metazoa, Chordata, Chondrichthyes, Orectolobiformes, Rhincodontidae.
UCUGGUGGUAUAUUUAAACAUUGCAUCAAGCGUUGAACUGGAUCUUUAGUAUUCAAGGUCAUCAAUCUCCAUGUGAUUAAGUCACACAAUGGAUUCAAACUAUCGUAAAACAAGAUUUAAAAAAAAGACUACAACAUAUAGCUGGAGUAUCUCAGCAGGUCUGGCAGCAUCUGUGGAGAGAAAACAGAGUUAACAUUUCCAGUAUAGUGAUCCUUCUUCAGAAGUUCUGAAGUGUUGAGUUUCCCCAGCAAUUUUUUUGUUUUCUUUCAGAUUUCCAGCAUUCACAGGUUUUUUUUUUGUUUUAUCUGAAGGUAAAUAAGAUGUUUUCCAAAUGAAUUCCUGCAGAAGAUAUGAUCCACGUUUAUUGUUUGGAUUUGAAGUUAUGCCGCAAUGAUAGUACGUUGUCCUGCAAAGCUUGCCAUGUGUACAUUGGCUGCCACUUCCUUUAUUGCAAAAUAAAAAAAUAGCAGUAGGAAGAGGUCAUUUGAACCCUCGAGCCUACUCUGCCUUUCAGUAAGACCCUGGCUGAUCUGACUGAGGCUUCAACUCGACUUGCCUGUCUGACCUUAACCCAUAAACCCCCUUCUCAAUCAAAAAUCAUUUUACUUUAUGUUUUAUCUUAUUUGUAAUGACUUGGGUUGAAUUUAUGCCUUAAGGUAAUGAGUAACUUGUCCUUUUCCUCUCUCUUUACCCCCUCCUCUCAGAGGAACAGGCAAAACUACGAUUUCAGAUGGAGCUCGAGUUUGUACAGUGUCUGGCGAACCCAAACUAUCUGAACUUUCUGGCACAACGAGGGUACUUCAGAGACCGAACAUUUGUCAAUUACUUCAAGUAUCUGCUGUACUGGAAGGAGCCGGAAUAUGCCAAGUACCUGAAGUACCCCCAGUGCCUCCACAUGCUGGAACUGCUGCAGUAUGAGCACUUCCGCAAAGAGCUGGUCAAUGCGCAGUGUGCCAAAUUCAUCGACGAGCAGCAAUUACUGCACUGGCAACAUUAUUCACGGAAACGAGUGAGGCUGCAGCAAGCACUGGCUGAACAGCAACAGCAGAACAUCACAUCCAGCAAGUGAGGGGACUGUACUGUUGGCUGAGGGUCAGGCAGGUGGAUUGAAGGAACCUGUGACAGAAUGUGUGAGGAAGCCCUGUCCUGAAGUGAUAAUACACAGACGUUUAAUUCAGUGGCAUUGAGGAGAUUCUGGAGAGUGAGGGGAGGACAAUCCUCCCCUCCGUAUUUCUGUUACAUGAAGCACAAAUUAACAGGAAGGAGCCUAUUGAGCUGAGUGCCUCCUGUUCAGACCUUGACUGGAUGUAACAAUAGUGUAGUUGCCUCUUGGACUGAAGAAGCUAAAUUCGUCAAGGUUAAUUCCAGAAAGUUAACUUAAAUGUUGCAGAGCAGAUCACAGCCAUAUUGGGGAGUGUUAGGUUUUUAUACAUGAAUAGUACAAUGUAAUGUAGUUAUCACAAGGAUUCACAUCUGAGUGAGAGUCAUUCUGUGAAAUAAUAAACCAAAUGGUUACUGCAAUGCC